Molecule: messenger RNA, 470 nt
Organism: Biomphalaria glabrata
Lineage: Eukaryota; Metazoa; Mollusca; Gastropoda; Planorbidae
Product: collectin-11-like
Exons: 3
Coding region: 168-470 (100 amino acids)
Source: RefSeq, a predicted model, not a curated record
CUGUAGAACUUUACCAAACGCAGCAGGCGUCAUGCUCCUCUGUUAGCACACAACAAGCUGGUCCCAACGAUUUGUACAGGGUGUACACAUCUGGAACAAUAAGCGCCUGUCUAUGGGUGUCUUCGACUCCGAAAAACAUUACUGACGCCAUAGCCGAUUGCAGUGCUAUGGGAUCUACUCUCAUGUCCGUCAAAUACCUAGAGAAACUGGACAUCUUAAAGACGUAUGUUACGUCCAGUGUCUACGUCGGUCUUGACGACACGGUCAAGGAGGGAACUUUCAUCUGGCACGAUGACGGAACAGUCUUGAACAGGGAACUGAUGCUUCAGAUCUUCAACUCAGGUGAACCAAAUAAUAGCAACGGCAAAGAAGACUGCGUGAAUUACGACAUCGGAUCGAAGCUCUUCAACGACAUUGAUUGUUCUGAGUUACGUAACUACGUGUGCGAAAAAUCGUGUUUUUCUUUUUAA